AUGAAAUCAGAGAAUCGGGAUGCUAGCGUGAUACGUUCACCGGGCAGGUCUGAUCGUGACGCUGCGUUGACUCCGGCUGACACGGGCAAGCUAUUCGUCAAAGAUGAGGGAACUAGUUAUGUUGACGGUGCGAAUUGGCGCGCUAUUCUUGAAGAGAUUAAUGACAUGAAGGAAUAUUUAGACACGGAUGGAGAAGAUUACGAUGAUGAAGGUGUCGAGAUUGACCCGUACGAUGACUCGUCACCAGUUCUGCUGCUUGGCCAUGGUCGUCCUGUGAGCAAAGAGGAGAUGCUUAUGGACAUUCCCCCACGGCCAUUAGCUGAUCGCCUGGUCUCUCGAUUCCUCAAGACGUCUGAACCGGCAAGAGUGUCAAUCCAUGUUCCCACGUUUCAGAAAGAGUAUGAGGAGUUCUGGCUUCGCCCAGCAGAUAAAUCAUUCACUUGGAUUUCUCUCUUGUAUUCGAUUAUGGCCUUGUCUAUCUCUCUAUAUGAUCGAAGUCCAGAGCCAUUGCAUUCUAAUAUGGCGGUCCCUACUACAACAUGGGCCAUGUUCCGGAAAAGGUCCUCGCAGUGCCUCAUCCAAGCAAACUACAUAACCCCAGGACGAUACAAGGGAGAAGCAUUAUUCCUUUACUCAAUCAUCGAAUUCUACCGCAAUCAGGAUACGCAUAUUGGCAUGUCAUAUUUGCUCGGGAUGACUAUUCGCCUGACGAUGCGUAUGGGUUACCAUCGUGAUCCACGUCAUUACCCAAUGUUAUCUGCCUUGGAUGGGGAAAUGCGCCGGCGUCUCUGGGCCUUGCUUGUUCAGCUCGACACUUUAGUCUCAUUCCAAGCCGGCGUCCCUCGAACAAUCCAGCCUUGGCAAUAUGACACAGAGUUGCCGUCUAACUUGUUGGACACCGACUUCGACGAGAGUUCCGUCCAACUGCCACCCGCCAGACCAAUGACGGAAGGAACAGAUUGCUCGUACACAAGGUCCAAAUCUCUCAUUAUGAGUGUCUUUGGUCAUAUAACCGACCUGGCAUUCUCUCGAGAGCAAUCGUCCUACGAGGAGACCUUGGAAAUUGACCGUCGUUUGGAGACUGCGCAUGGUAUGGUACCCUCCUGCUUGAAAAUCCGCCCAAUGACGCAGUGUAUUGCAGACCCAGCAGAAAUGACCAUGCGGCGCUUCGCCUUGGAGCUCCUGUAUCAAACGGCACGUGUUGUCCUACAUCGCCGGUAUAUCGCUGAAACCAAUCCCAAAUUCGCUUACUCGCGAUCAGUCUGCUUGACCGCAGCUCGGGAUGCGCUUCGAUACUACACAGAGGUUUGGACCGAGUUCUUGCCCGGCGGUCAGUUGCACGCCGAGCGAUACUUCCUCAACUCCCUCCAAAAUUCUUUUCUACUCUCGGCAAUGAUCCUUUGUCUUGAGAUGUCCCAGGAUGCAGAUCGUGGUGAUGCUGCACGCCUCAAGCCCCAAGAACGAGCAGACUUCCUGCUUCUGUUGGAAAGCACCCAUCGCAUAUUCAUGGACUCCCGUCAUCGGUCUGUAGACACUCAGCGAGCAGUAAAUGCUUUGAACAUUAUGCUCAAGCGGGUAAAGAAAGGCGACUCUGGAAAUUCCAGUUCAAAUACUGGGCAAUUAACGGCGCCCAUGAAUAAGGACACCUCCAACAAAUCCACCGAUGCAGUAGCCCUUGGUCAACACAGUUUAACAUACAUAUCCAACAUUGGCGGCUUGCAGCCCACAAUACCUAAUCCCGGCCAGACGCCGUCAUACAAUUCCCGGGGGGUCAUUGAAGACAUGCUUGAUAUACCCGCUCAACUCGACUGGAAUCUGUACGACAGUCACAUCUCAGGAGGUCAAAUGACCGAUAACAACGCCUGGUACUCCGACGAUCCAGCGACGGUGGCAUAUGGUCUGCGCCGACCUCUACACCCAAGCAGUGGCUCCAAAACCACUACACGAUCCUUCGGCCUGCCCGAUCUAUCCUCCUUCCUCCCCAAUAGCAACAAUAAGAACAACUCCCCACAUCGCGUCCUAACCGCCACCCGCAACCUCCCCUACAACCCAGCACUGCUAUACAAAGUGAUCUCCUCAGUCGAAUCCUACAGCCAAUUCCUUCCAUUCCUCACCGCCUCGACUGUGACAGCACGGGAUCCGGAAACAGGGUACCCAACACAAGCAUUCCUGACAGUCGGCUACGGUCCGCUCAGCGAGACAUUCACGUCGCGCGUGAUCUGCGACGUAGAGAAGCUGACGGUGGAGGCCAAGAGCGGGGCGAACUAUGGCAAAGAGGGUCAUGAUGGUCAGGCUGGUAAGAGUUCUUCUUCGUCCGGGCUAAGCGGGUUCUUCCCCGGCGCGAAUGAGGGUCUCUUCGAGUACCUGACUACGAGGUGGGAGCUGGUGCCGCUUUCACCUGGGGCGCAGGGUGGGCCGUUGACCAAGGUCAAAUUGGAGGUGCGGUUUGAGUUUCGCUCGCAGAUGCAUGCUACUCUUAUGAGUGCUGUUGAGGGACAGAUGGCUGGGGUUAUGAUAGAGGCUUUUGAGAAGCGGAUUCGGGAGGUUGAGGGUAAGAGGCAGUGA
This is a messenger RNA of Penicillium digitatum Pd1, 2565 nucleotides long. RefSeq names its product putative C6 transcription factor. Gene Ontology annotation, molecular function: DNA binding; zinc ion binding; DNA-binding transcription factor activity, RNA polymerase II-specific. Gene Ontology annotation, biological process: DNA-templated transcription; regulation of DNA-templated transcription. Lineage: Eukaryota; Fungi; Ascomycota; Eurotiomycetes; Eurotiales; Aspergillaceae. The record is from RefSeq and is a predicted model, not a curated record.